AUGGACGACGAACAUGAUCAGACACAAAGGGAGAAGGGAGAGGGCAUUCCACCCGUAGGCGACGAUGUUGUUGAUGAGAAGGCGAGGGCCAGCCUGCACUCGGAUGAGAAGCCCAGCAGGCUCGGGCGCCACUCGCUCGAUGUCGGCAGGAAACCUGACCUGCCCAGCAAAACCAAAGACGAGAGAUCACAUAGUCUACCAGCUCUCAACGACGACACCCGGCAACCCCAAUCGCCGCCCCCAACCCACGCCCCUACCAACGCCAACUCAUCACGCCAGCGGGCAGUACGGGCCAGUGCCGAAUUCGACAGGCGCUUUGAUGGACCUUACGCGAGACCUAGUAUAUCCAUCGCCCGGCGAAAGUCAUCCCAGCAGGCCCGUUUGGACGCCGAGCACGUCGUCGAAGCCGUUGAGGGCAGGGAGCCAGCUUCGGAUGCCUCGGCCACGUCGGGCCCAGCGCCGCAACUCCUCGAGCCAAGGCCACCACCACUAAACUACACCCUGCACACGCGAUAUUGGGCCAUCUUCAUUUUCUGGUUCUUCAUCAUCUUCGACUCCGUCGUCAUGCCCAUCGCUUUGUACUAUGGUCUGUGGUACGGCGUCGGACCCGGGAGCGUAGAACCAGGCAAAAAGUCGACCAUGUCCGCCAACACCGUCUACACCGUUGUCACCGCUGCCAUAGGUGGUGCCAGUAUUCUUGAGUAUUUUGUGCGGUUCUGGAGGUUGUGGAAGAAGGACAGUGUUUGCCGAGUCAUAGGAGCCCAUAGAUGGUACCUCGAUGCCUUUCACUGGAACUAUACCCUGGCCUGGCUGAUCAUCAUGGUCGAGUUGAUAGUAGGCACUGUCCAGGAUUGGCCACCAAUUCGGCUUGUCGCCAUGCCCUUGACUACCAUGCUCUACACCUUCGGCACCGAGAUGCUCAUCGUCGACAUUCUUCGGGUGUUCCGAGUCCCGGCCCCCUUUCGCCUGUCAUCCAUUCCCAAAGGCGCCCAGCUGCGACCGUGUGUAUACACCCUGAUCGAGGAUAUCUGUGCUGUGGAUGGGUCCGGGGGAACAGACUUUCGGGAGGCUCUCAACAGGAGAUACGAGGCCAGCCACAUCUUCCGCACCAUGCUGCGGCGGCUGGGAGUAUUCUGGGCCGUUGGAGCUCAAGCAAUGGCAGUUGUCUGCACUAUCCUCAUCUUUACGGUCAGCGAGGAUGCAGCCUACGCCAUCGGCUGGUCAGUACCCUUCGGAUGGGCCGGGGUCUGGGCGGUGGCUACCAUCUGGUAUGUGAAAAAGGAGUUGAAGAGGGAGAAGGCUCAUUGGAUUGCGGAAGCAUCGAAGAGCACGGCCUAA
Molecule: messenger RNA, 1338 nt
Organism: Diaporthe amygdali
Lineage: Eukaryota; Fungi; Ascomycota; Sordariomycetes; Diaporthales; Diaporthaceae
Exons: 2
Coding region: 1-1338 (445 amino acids)
Source: RefSeq, a predicted model, not a curated record